Amborella trichopoda is the source of this 3314-nucleotide messenger RNA. RefSeq names its product Forkhead-associated (FHA) domain-containing protein. NCBI's taxonomy places the organism in Eukaryota, Viridiplantae, Streptophyta, Magnoliopsida, Amborellales, Amborellaceae. The record is from RefSeq and is a predicted model, not a curated record. Gene Ontology annotation, molecular function: protein binding; G-quadruplex RNA binding. Gene Ontology annotation, biological process: positive regulation of transcription by RNA polymerase II. Gene Ontology annotation, cellular component: NSL complex; MLL1 complex; Ino80 complex.
GCGGCGCCAAAAGAGGGAUUGCUCAAGAAAAGAUGCCGCAGGCUAUGAACGAAGAGUGAAAGCUCACCGUUAUUAGAGAGAGAGUGUUCGCAGUAGAGAGAGAAAGGAACACCUUUUAGACUCAGAGAGCGAAUAGAGUGGGACUGAGUAGAGAGAGAGUCUUCGUUUCUUCCUCUCUCCUUCUUCUCGCUCCUGGGAAUGAGAGGAAGGUUCUUUUUCAGCAAAAUUUGAAAAGGCUCGCCAUGUUUUCAAUAUAGGCGCCACAGCUUUCUGGGUUUUCCUUCUCCCGGCUUUCGAAUUUUGGGGUAUUUUGAAGAAGAGGGGUAUGGGGACCUGCGUCACUUGGAUUCCGGAGGACGAUCUUCUCUUAAAGAAUGCCGUUGAGGCUGGCGCGUCCUUGGAGUCCCUUGCAAAAGGUGCAGUUCACUUCUCUCGUCGUUUUACUAUUGGAGAGCUGCGGGAUCGGUGGUAUGCACUUCUCUAUGAUCCAAAUAUCGCAGUAGAAGCUGCUGCACGUAUGGUUGAACUUGAACUCUCUCUUCCAACCCUUCCAAAAUCCAACCGAUUUUGCAAUUCGAAAGGAAAAGAAUGGGCUCUAGGGAAAAGGAAAAUAGACAAUGCUCGUAGCCAUUAUUAUGCUCAGAGAAAGAGAAUUCGCAAUGAGAAUGCUGAUUCAUUUGCUCAAGAUGUCCCUCUUGCACCCUUUCCUAACAUUGGAUGCACAGAAAAUGAAGUGGCUUAUUGUCCAGGUCUUGUAAAAGAUCCUGAAGGUUUCCCAGUAGAUGGCUGCAUGAGUUCUCCUAUUGCAAAUCAUUUUCAGCUUCCUGAUGCUGGACUUGAUUUCGUGAAUCGAGAUUUUCCCCAAUAUGAGAGGGUGCUCACUGCUGAUAUUGUCGAUGGCAUGGUGCAUGGUUUUGAUCCAGUGGUUAUUGGUUCACUUGGAGGUGACCUGCCUCAUGGUAUAAUGUCUAGAGAUUGCUUGUAUGCGUUUGAGGGAGAUACCAUGUCUACUGCAAUUGUAGGAAAUGAUAACGGACCUUCUUUUGGGCAUGACAACUUUGGCAAAGAUAAUCAUCAUAUUCUUGGGGACAAAUCUGGUUCCCUUGUGAAUAGCUCGCAGGUUCCAGUCAUGGGUCAUUCACAAACGAUGCCAAUGAGUGGUAUAAUUGGUAACCACUCCACUGGUCCAAGUCCAUUUUCGACUUUUAAUUCUAUGGAAGGGAUGUCAGAGGGAGUUGGCUCUGGAAUUGGUGAAAGCCCUAGCUUCAAAUUGCAAGUUUUAGACCGUUUCUUUCACUCCUCUCCAGAGCCCAGCAUGCCUGCUUGGAAACCAGUUGGGGUACUCUCCAAACCAGAUAUGCCUGAUAGGAUGAACCAGGAGAGCCAUGAGGAGACUGAAAGCUCCUUACCCAGGCUCGCCAACAAUUGUGGUAAGAUAGAUUCACUCAAUUGCAUUAAGAUAGGGUCUCCAAAACAUGUUGCUCUUGUCACGGUCCCAAAACUCGAAGAGAAAUCUUCUGAUGAAGGGACCAAUAGUUUGGUUUCUUUGUCAGAGGGUGAGUUUGGGGAAUUGUCUAAUUCUCUCUUGGACUUUGUGGAUGAAGGGGAUAAUCUCCAAAUGGGUAUUGGCAAAAAAGAUUCUACAAACAUGGCUGGCACUGAUAAUUUGUGCUCCAUUUUGUUGGGUUCUACCAAUGAUCUCCAUCAAGGGGAUGUGUCAAAAUCAGGAGAUCCUAGACCGUCGGCCCUCCAAACUUGUGAUGCUACUGCUUCACCAUCCUCCCAAAUGGCCCAUAAGUCUGGGUUUUUGCAAGAUGAUAUGAUCUGCUCUUUGAAUAGACAAGAUCCUGAUGUCCCUGACAAUGAUGAUAUUUUCCCAUCUUGCCAAAUGGAAUCUACACCUUCGUCAUCUCUAAAGGACAUCUACUCUGAACGUAUGGGAAACUUAGUCCCGUUUCAAGCUCAGGGUAGCUACACCGUUCCAAAAACUAGUGAACCUAAACAAGUCAAAGUCAAGGAAGAGCCUGAAACUUCGAUGCAGCCCAUUGAUGCUGCCCAAAAUAGGGUUUCGUCUGGUUUGCUAGGUGCUUAUCCGGAGGGCCAUGUUCAUGAUCAGGGUAUUAAGAAAGAGAUGCCCGAGCAUGAUGAAUUUCGAAUUUCAUCAUCCAAGCGUGCAUGCAUCAGAGCGGCAGAUCCAGAUCCAUGUAUACCUGGCUCUAUAGAUCCCAUGAGUAUCCCCAAUUUUAAUCCACAAGAAGGGCCGUCUUGUAUGGAUAUGCCAUCUCAACGACUUGCUUCUUCUAAAAGCUGUUCCUCAAAGAUUCUUACUAAUGUCAAAUUAGAAACAGAUUUGCCCCCAAAUAUACUGCACAACCAUACAAUGCAAUCACCACAUGCAGACCAUGGUUGUGAUGAACAUGCUGUGAGAGACUUUCAAGCUGUAGGCUUUGCAGAACCAGUUGCAAACAUUUCAAUUUCUGAUGAAGAGGACAAACUGUCUGACAGUGAGAAUGACGUGCCUUCCUUUUCUGAUGUUGAGGCCAUGAUAAUGGACAUGGAUCUGGUUUCAGAAGAUCAUGAAACAUUUUUUGCAAGCAAUGGUUUGAGAUACCAUCUGGAAAUUUGCAAGAGGACAAUAAUACGGCAUGAACAAGCUGCAAGUUCUUACAUGCAAAGAGCAGCUGCUGCUAGAGGAGCAUUUGCAAUAUUUUAUGGCCGGCAUUUGAAGCAGUAUAUUAAGAAGCCUGAGGUGUCCUUGGGAAGAUCUACUUCAGAUGUUUCUGUUGAUAUUGAUUUAGGAAGAGAAGGUCCUGCUAAUAAGAUAUCCCGACGACAGGCUGUUAUAAAGAUGGAAGAAGAUGGAAACUUUUACCUGAAGAACACUGGGAAGUAUUCUAUUGUUGUUAACAGUAAGGAGGUAGCUAGUGGCCAGCGCUUUAAUCUCAGUCCGAGUUGUUUGAUAGAGAUAAGGGGCAUGAGGUUCAUUUUUGAGGUGAAUCAGAGUCUGGUGAAACAGUAUGUUGCAGACAUGGUUAAGAAGAGUCAAGAAAAUUGUGUUGAUGAGGGUGAGAGAAGACCUUCAUGACACAACUUUAAUUGAUGAAUUUAUGGGAAACGAAGAACCCAUGCUCACAAUCCACAUAGAAACUCCACUGUACAUGUGCUUCUUUUGUUCCUGACUGUAUGUUACAAACCCUGAAUUUGUAAUACAGACAACCUUGGUCAAAUAAUACUGUAUAACAGCGGAUUGAUGUGCACUCACUUUAAAUGCAUGUAUUGGUUUGAUGUCGAAUAUCAAAUCCUGUUUAUGUGUC